AUGAGAUGUGGUAAAUAUUACUUAUCAUUGAGACGUUGUAAAUAUUACUUAUCAAUGAGAUGUUGUAACUAUCACUUAUCACUGAGACGUUGUAAAUAUUACUUAUCAAUGAGAUGUUGUAAAUAUUACUUAUCAUUGAGACGUUGUAAAUAUUACUUAUCAUUGAGAUAUUGCUCAUCGAUGAGAUGGUGUAAAUAUUUCACAUUAAUGAGAUGUGAUGAAUAUUACUUAUCAAUGAGACGUUGUAAAUAUCUAUUAUCAAUGAGAUGUGAUGAAUAUUACUUAUCAAUGAGUCUUUGUAACUAUAACUUAUCAUUGAGACGUUGUAAAUAUUACUUAUCAAUGAGAUGUGGUAAAUAUUACUUAUCAUUGAGACGUUUUAAAUAUUACUUAUCAAUGAGAUGUUGUAACUAUUACUUAUCACUGAGACGUUGUAAAUAUUACUUAUCAAUGAGAUGUUGUAAAUAUUACUUAUCAUUGAGACGUUGUAAAUAUUGCUUAUCAUUGAGAUGUUGUAAAUAUUACUUAUCAUUGAGACGUUGUAAAUGUUACUUAUCAAGAGAUGUGAUGAAUAUUAUUUAUCAUUGA
Lottia gigantea (owl limpet) is the source of this 588-nucleotide messenger RNA. RefSeq lists its product as hypothetical. Bases 1 to 588 code for a protein of 195 amino acids. The record is from RefSeq and is a predicted model, not a curated record. The transcript is spliced from 2 exons. NCBI's taxonomy places the organism in Eukaryota, Metazoa, Mollusca, Gastropoda, Lottiidae.